UGCAACUUUCAUUUCAUUCUUUAACAACCAACGCUCAACGCGGCAAACUCUGCUCCCAGCCGGGAAUGUCUGGUAAUAUCAGAAGGGUUCUAUUUUGUUCUUUCAACGAAAUUAAUUCGAAGAGAACAAAAAAGGACAACUCCAAAGAUGGAAACCACAGUCCACAGUGUCCAUUCGGUCGGAGCAAUGCACUUUCUAUAAUCUAAGUUUAAUCAUCCUAAAACGUCCGAUUCAUUUCCCCUUUCUAUUUUUUUUAUUUAUUUCUACGGAUCGGUCAAAUUCUUAACCUGCGAUCCUCUUUUUCUUUCUUCUCUUCUUCCGGAGAAGAGUUUCUUACAAAAGGCCUAUUUUUUUUUUGUCUUCUGCCGUUAUUUUCAUUCCGAUGGAAGACGUAUACAAGGACAAUCCCUUCGCAGAUGAUGAAAUCAACCCAUUUGCGGGUUCUGGGAGUACCACACCAGCAUCGAACACUAAGCUUUCCCCUCUUCCUCCUGAACCCGUUGACUAUGAUCGCAGUGCAACUGUUGAUAUCCCCCUGGAUACCUCCCAGGAUUUAAAGAAGAAGGAGAAGGAACUCCUAGCUAGGGAGGCUGAACUGAAAAAGAAGGAAGAGGAACUUAAAAGGAGAGAAGAUGCCAUUAAAAGAGCUGGGGUUGUAAUAGAGGAAAAAAAUUGGCCACCUUUUUUCCCUAUCAUUCACCAUGAUAUCUCAAAUGAAAUUCCAAUCCAUCUUCAGAAGUUGCAGUAUGUGGCAUUCACUACAUUGUUGGGACUUGUUGCCUGUCUCAUUUGGAAUACUAUAGCAGUUACCUUAGCUUGGAUUAAGGGUGAAGGUCCAACAAUAUGGUUUCUUGCUAUUAUUUACUUGAUAUCAGGUGUUCCUGGAGCCUACGUUUUCUGGUACCGCCCUCUCUACCGUGCAAUGAGGACUGAUAGUGCAUUGAGGUUUGGCCAAUUCUUCUUAUGUUAUUCGAUCCACAUUGGAUUUUGUGUUGUUGCUGCUGUUGCACCUCCCAUCUUCUUCAAGGGGAAAUCUUUGACUGGUAUGUUACCUGCACUUGAAGUUUUAAGCGACAAUGCGUUGGUUGGGAUCUUCUAUAUUAUAGGAUUUGCAUUCUUCUGCAUUGAAUCACUGAUAAGCAUAUGGGUCAUUCAGCAAGUGUACGCAUAUUUUCGAGGAAGUGGCAAAGCUGAAAAGAUGAAGCAGGAGGCUGCGAGAUCAACGAUGAUGGCAGCACUAUAACUGCAUGAUCGAUGGACUUUCAAUUCUGCACCUUUUUCUCAUACAAUGAUUGUUUUUAUUUUUAUUUUUAUUUUUUAUAUUUACAUUCUCUUUUAACACCUCAAUUCUUGAGAGCUUUGCUAAAGGGUUGCUUAAAUAGAUUAGGUUAUGGUGCUAGAGGCAGUGUAUGCAAGUCCGUUUUUUACCGAGUUGAAUUUGACUUUUGGCAUCAGAC
Cuscuta europaea is the source of this 1457-nucleotide messenger RNA. NCBI's taxonomy places the organism in Eukaryota, Viridiplantae, Streptophyta, Magnoliopsida, Solanales, Convolvulaceae. The record is from the annotation of a GenBank genome assembly.